AUGGGCCCCUAUACAGCAGAAUUCAAUGAUCUUAAUGAUGAUUUUAACGAAAUAUUAUCGGAUUUUGUUGUCUCUAAAGAUCAAACUCAUCUUGUAUUCGAUAAAAAGAUCGAAAAGUCGGAUAAUGAUACUCGUCCUUAUAGAAUAAUAAUUCUAUUGAAAAAUAAUCUUGAAGUUUUAAUAAUUAAUGAUGUUAAAACCGAGAAAGCUACUGCUUCAAUGGAUAUUAAUGUUGAUUAUUAUUCUGAUAUGGCCAUGCUCAUUACUGCGUUCAAUUUAUUAAUUAUGAAUAUCGAAACAUUAAGACAAAUUGAAAUUCCACUAAGAGAAGGUGUACUAAGACCUCACACGGAUAUUCAUAAGUUAUACGUCUAUAUUCCUAUAGCGAAUCAAAUAGAAAAGGCUGCAUCAUAUGUUAGUCAUCUAAUAGGUCAUGAAGGAGCUGGAUCAAUUUGUUCUUUGUUGAAACAACGAGGAUGGAUAACUUCUAUUAAUGUCAAAACAAUUGAAUAUAGUGUUUAUUUACAUAUGUUGACAGUCAGUAUUGAUUUAACUAAAGGCGGCGUAGGACAUUAUGAAGAUGUAUUAGAAAUUAUAUUUCAGAUGCUCAGAAGAGGUGGUCCGCAUUACGAAGUUCAAUCAUUAUCUUGGCGGCGAUUUAUGGAAAUAUCCUGGAAAUCAAAUGACACAAGCCCACUUGCACGGAUAUUACACAAGCCAUAUACACGUGAUAGAAUAUUGAGUAGUUCAAAUAAAGAUUAUAAGUAUGAUCGAAAAUUAAUCAUUGAAUUACUUGAAUGUUUAAGAAUUGAAAAUAGCAAUAUUAGUGUAGCAAGUAAAUUAUUAAGUGGUUUUGACAGCAAGGGAUGUUUUGACGCUGUACAUAAAUAUCAAUGUGAAUCCAGUGAAAAAUCAAUUAACGCUAAAGGAAAAUGUUUGUUUGAUGCCGAAUAUAGAAAUGAACCCAUUAACGUUAUCGAAGAAUUAAUUAGAUCCACUCCUAUCAUAAAUAUAUUAGAAAAUAUAACCCCAAAAUCCCGUCCGAAUAUUAUUAGUGAAAAUGGCAUACAUCGAGUUUGGUAUGCAAAGGAUGAUACAUUGUCGACUCCGAAAGUGAAAAUAGAAUUAUCACUCACAACACCCCUUAUUAAACUUACACCUACAAAUUUGGUUAAAACAGAAUUGUAUCUUAAUUUAUUUAAUGACUCAAUUGAAGACAGAGCAUAUGAUGCGUUAUUUGCUGGAUUAAAAUAUAACAGCUGUGUAAAAGCAGAUUUUAUAUUUGUUAGAGUAUCGGGACGGAAUGAUAAAGCAUUAAAAUUAUUAGAAUUUGUUUUAAAAGGAAUGAAAAAUCUUGUGAUCGAACCUGAUAGAUUUAAAAUACUAAAGAAAAGUUUAAUGAAUCGUUAUUACGAAAUGGAAUCAAAUCCACCAUUAACAUUUUAUGACUGUUUACUUUUUAAAGAAUGGUAUUUUACAGCAGAAGAAAUAUCAUCCGCAUUAAAAGAUAUUAGUAUGGAAGAUGUACAAUCAUUUUUUCCUAAAUUAUUUCAACAACUUUUUAUUGAAUCACUUGUAUUUGGAAACAUGGAGGAAGAAGAUAUGAAGAUGAUGAUAAAUAAGGUUGAACAAAUAUUGGAACCAAGGAUUCUUGAGAAAUCUAGAAUGGUUAAAUGUGGUGAUAUUAGUUUACCUCAAGGAAAAAAAUAUGUUUAUCAAAAAAAUGUUUUUGAAAAUGAUAGUACAAUUAGAUACUAUUUGCAAUGUAACGAUAUUAAGGAUAGAUACGUUGUGAUAAGUUUAAAUUUAAUUGCUCGAAUCUUGCGAAAAUAUUUUUGUUUCUUUUGGCAAAUAGGAUGCGAACCAUUUCUUUCAAUUGGAGAUGCGGGAUUUAUCAUUCAUAUAAAAAAUGAGGGAGAUACCAUUUAUUUAGAAAAUAUAAUUGAAAAAUAUUUAAUAAAAGUACAGUCAUUUAUUGAACGAAUGACGGAAAAAGAAUUUCAAAAUCUAAAACAACCAUUAAUUAACCACCUAUUAGAAAAAGAAAAGAAUAUGGAGGACAAAGCUAAUUUAUAUUCUAAUCAGAUUUUUAGUGGCUUUUACGAUUUUGAUAAAUAUAUUAAGGAUGUCGAAGAAUUAAAAAGGAGUACCAAAGAUGAUGUCUUGGAAUUUUAUAAAGCUAACAUUCAUCCAAAAUCAUCAAAGAUUAAAAAAAUGUCGUUACAUUUAAGAUCUUUAAGAAGCGCUAACGCUAAUGUAGGAAUUUAUACAUUAACCGAAGAUAAUAUGAUAAUUACUGAUAUAGAUGAUUUUAAAAGUAAAUUGCAAUUCCAAACCCUUUAA
Molecule: messenger RNA, 2343 nt
Organism: Funneliformis mosseae
Lineage: Eukaryota; Fungi; Glomeromycota; Glomeromycetes; Glomerales; Glomeraceae
Source: the annotation of a GenBank genome assembly